AAGAAAAGAGCUUGCUGACAUGAUGGGGAGUAAAGUAGAAAUUUUAGGGGCAAUAGCUUUUGGAAGUUAAAAGAAAUCCAUAGGGGUUCUUGGGCACUAGAGUAGCACAAUCAACAGUGUUUCUUCCACCAUGCUUUUCUGCAUGUACUACUUUAACUGAUGUUAAUUAGCAUUGUCCUAACUCAGCAGCCUGUGUGUGAGCAUCCAGCGUCAGCUGGGCUGUCUAAGCAUCAACCUGAGCUGGGGCCCAGCAGCACUCAUCUCUCUGUGCCAUGAGAUUAGUCCAUUUGAGUACCAUCCUUUUCCAUGUUGUAUCCUGCUGGCAUGUGCUAUCUCCCUGAUAAAAAUGAAAGCAGCCUCUGAACGGAUUAUUUCUCUUUUAAGCACUUACACUGUUGCAAGGCAGCACAGAGCAGAAGCAGGAGCUAGGGCAUUGGUUUGUGGAGACUGAAGCAUCUGCACAGCUGCUUGCAUGUCUGAGGCUCAUUUAAGGGCAGCCCGUGGUGGAGCACCAUUCUUCUCCAAAGCUUUUCUACUUCAAGAGCCCAGAGGGCCCAAUCAAGACCGCUUAGGUUUCAGGGCUGGCUGUUGUUUGAUCCACAAGCUGAGUUUUCAACACUGGCUGUAGAAGGAUAUGUUUGAGUGUGGAAACAAAAUAGUCUGAGAUAAAAUAAUAAUUUCCUUUCUUUCAAGACCGGAGUCCCUCACUGCAGGGAGGGUGGCGCAUUUGUCCGUCUUCCUCGGGCAGGGGGAUGCUCAGCAGGGCGCUUGCCCCUACCGUGGGACGCAGGUUGCACGGCCUGCCCAGGCAGCCCGCCAGACCCCUGGUGCCUGUGCCCGCGGGGCCACCCCACGUCCCGGGAGCGGGGAGGGUGGAAGAAAGGGGAAGGGCUACAGCCCGGGUGGGCAAGUCGGGCGGGAGGGCCGCGGGGCGGUGCCGCGGGGCGGUGCAGCGGCAGCGGGGCGGCCCCACGGGCGGUGCCGCCGCCGGGGCCUUUAAAAGGCGCCGGGGCCGUGCGCUCCGGGCGCUGCCGGCCGGGCCGAGCCGAGCGGAGCGGAGCGGAGCCGAGCCGUGCGAGCCCUCCGGCUGCCGAGCCGCCUCUCCCAUGCGCCUGCCGGGCAUGUCCCAGCCCUUCCUGCUGGCGCCCAUCGCCGAGUGCCCCCCGGGGCCGCCCGGCGCCCAGGUCCGCCUGGCCGUGCUGGGUGCCCGCGGCGUCGGCAAGAGCGCCAUGAUCGUGCGGUUCCUGACCAAGCGCUUCAUCGGUGACUACGAGCCCAACACAGGAAACCUCUACUCCCGGCUGGUCCAUCUCGACGGGGACCACGUUGCCCUAGAGAUCCAAGACACGCCGGGAUGCAUUCAGGUGCAGGAAGACUGCGUGCAGGUGCUGGACUCCCUGUCCCGGUGCGUGAAGUGGGCAGAGGGCUUCCUGCUGGUCUACUCCAUCACCGACUACAGCAGCUACCAGUCAGUCCAGCCUCUCUACCAGCACAUCCGCAAGGUGCACCCCGAUGCCAGGACUCCCAUCAUUAUCGUGGGGAACAAAGCAGACCUCCUCCACGCCAGGCAAGUACAGGCAAAAGAGGGACUACAGCUGGCAGAUGAACUGGGCAGCCUGUUCUUGGAAAUCUCCACCAGUGAGGACUCCCAAGGUGUCUGUGAUGUCUUCCAGUAUCUUUGCAAGGAGGUCAGCAAACUACAGCAUGCCGGCAGCACGGACAGGAGGCGGUCAUCCAUCAUCCCUCGGCCCAAAUCUCCCAACAUGCAAGAUCUAAAGAGACGUUUCAAACAGGCUUUGUCUUCCAAAGUCAAGUAAACCUCCCAAUGACAUCCUCCGGGACUCAAUAGAACUUAUUUUUGUAAACUAGUUAAUAAAAAUCUUUAUUUUUGUACUAAUGCCAGCAGUGUAGAAGUAAGUAUGUCAAAGCUUGCAAUUUCCUUGCUGUUCUCUCAUUUGACUGGUUGGGUUAUUUUUAAAGAAAAAAAAAGGUAAAAAAAAGCUGAAUAUCAACUAAAUAAAGGCAGUUGGAAAGGGGACUUUUGGCAGGAGGCUUUGAUUCCUUUUCUUUUUUGGGGGGACUGGGAUUUUCUGUAUUAAGCCACUCAUGAUUUUCUUUGGAAGCUUCAAUUUCCUGUUUGUAAAAUGGGAGUGUUAAUGAUGUAAAUCAUUACCUGCCUUUAUACAAUGCUUGGAAAGCUCUUGGUGAAAAACUUUGUAGGAGAUAAAAAAAAAGCUCUAUUAAAUAAGAAAAUGCCUGUAAGAAAUCUGAUUAUAGCAGAACUGCAUCCUCCCUCAAAGCUGCUGUUCUGCUUGCACCUGUAAUAGCCUGAAUGCUGAUAGGCCAUUAGGAAUGAGCUCCAAUUUCUGAUGUGCCUUAGAGAUCUGUUCUACAGAAUUAAUCAUUUGAGCCUCAAGCAUUUAACAGGAGGGUUGAGUUUCUCCUACAGAUUGCCGUGGAACAAAGUGCUGAGCAAUCCACAGCAGA
This is a messenger RNA of Onychostruthus taczanowskii (white-rumped snowfinch), 2487 nucleotides long. It is a transcript of the gene RASL11A, whose product is annotated as RAS like family 11 member A. NCBI's taxonomy places the organism in Eukaryota, Metazoa, Chordata, Aves, Passeriformes, Passeridae. The transcript has 4 exons. The record is from RefSeq and is a predicted model, not a curated record. Gene Ontology annotation, molecular function: GTP binding; GTPase activity. Bases 753 to 1817 code for a protein of 354 amino acids.